Messenger RNA from Durusdinium trenchii, 369 nucleotides. The record is from the annotation of a GenBank genome assembly. Lineage: Eukaryota; Dinophyceae; Suessiales; Symbiodiniaceae.
AUGAUGCUUAGAUUUCUGCAAGGCAUGCGGAACUUGUCUGUGCGGCGAGUGAAUGGCAGCGGAGGUCAGGUGUUCCAGGCCAUUCUUGUGGCAGAGUCCGAAGGACUUUGUAGAUUUGGAGCAGGAGUCCCUGUAUUCCCACUUUGGUGUGGGUUUUGGUCCACGACCAAGCGUGUUCUGACUUUCCCCCCUGGUCGUUGGAAAUGCAGGGAGUCGUGGCUUUCGUGUGUUCACGGAGCAGGCAGCAUGGCCUACGUCGGAAACCGACGAGCCGGCACGAGACGCUCGAAAGGACUGUGGUGCUGGCGGGUAGUUUCACAGCAUAGGGAGGCAACCAGUUUGAUUUCCUCGACACGUGAUGCCGAAUAG